CUUAAAAUUGCAGGGGUUUUCUUGCUCCUGCUUGCAUUAAGAGGGUAGGGGAAGAGGUCUGGAGAGAAGUGUGGGACCUGGGCAUAGCAGCAGUCAGGAGCCAACAGCCAGUCUAGAGCAAGGUGGGUUAAAAUAGCAUCCUCCUGCUCUGCAGUUCCUGAAAUGGGAGACUCUUUCUUCAACCUCUGAGAUUCCCCAGUGCGCCGGCUGCAACCAGCACAUCCUGGAUAAAUUCAUCCUGAAGGUCCUCGACAGGCACUGGCACAGCUCCUGCCUCAAGUGCGUGGAUUGCCAGAUGCAGCUGGUGGACAGGUGCUUCUCCAGAGCCGGGAGUGUCUACUGUAAGGAAGACUUCUUCAAGCGUUUUGGUACGAAAUGCACGGCCUGUCAACAAGGAAUCCCCCCUACCCAGGUGGUCCGGAAAGCCCAGGACUUUGUCUAUCACCUGCACUGCUUUGCCUGUAUCAUCUGCAACCGCCAGCUGGCCACAGGCGAUGAGUUCUACCUCAUGGAAGAUGGGCGCCUGGUGUGCAAGGAGGACUACGAGACAGCCAAGCAGAAUGAUGAUUCAGAAGGUGGAGCCAAGAGGCCACGAACCACCAUCACAGCCAAACAGUUGGAGACGUUAAAAAAUGCCUAUAAAAACUCCCCCAAACCCGCCAGGCACGUGCGGGAGCAGCUGUCCUCGGAGACGGGGCUGGACAUGAGGGUGGUGCAGGUCUGGUUUCAAAACAGGCGGGCCAAAGAAAAACGGCUGAAGAAGGAUGCUGGGCGGCACCGCUGGGGCCAGUUCUACAAGAGCGUGAAGAGGACCCGCGGGGGCAGCAAACACGAGAAGGAGAGCUCUGCGGAGGACUGUGGGGUUAGUGACAGUGAGCUGAGCUUCCGAGAAGAUCAGAUCCUCUCUGAGCUUGGCCACACCAAUAGAAUUUACAGCAAUGUUGGGGAUGUUGCUAGUGGACAGUUAAUGAACGGAAGCUUCUCCAUGGAUGGGACAGGACAAUCUUACCAGGACUUGAGGGAUGGAAGCCCCUAUGGAAUUCCUCAGUCUCCAUCUUCCAUAUCGUCCCUUCCUGCCCAUACUCCAUUGCUCAAUGGUCUGGAUUACACAAUGGACACUAAUUUGGGAAUUAUAGCACAUGGAGGGCAGGGGGUGAGCCAGACACUCAGAGCAAUGGCUGGGGGACCAACCUCUGAUAUUUCUACAGGAAGCAGUGUAGGCUAUCCAGACUUUCCAACAAGUCCUGCUUCUUGGCUUGAUGAAAUGGAUCAUCCUCCUUUUUAAGCAUCUCCUGCUUCCCACCCCAUCCCACUCGUUCUUUUGGCCUGAAAGUGUGCUCAAACUAGCAAAAGAGACAACAAGCGACCUUCAAGAAUCCCAGACAUAUCGUACCGGAAAAUUUCCAUUAUUUUCAAUGGGAAUCCACCACUGGUUCCUGGAGGGCUGUGAAAUGAUAGCGUGGUGUUUUUUUCCCUUUUCACUUGGGGAGUGGGAGGGCAGGAGACACCCUUCUGAACACUGGCAUAAAGGAUUUGAUUCUAGGUUUUCAGGCUCAUAGUAAAACACAAACUCAUUGAUUCUCUCCAGGUCAAAGACUCUUUGCGGUUGAGUGCUUCUGAAGCACAUGUUGGCUGGCUCAGCAGAUCUUGGCUAUUAUGAACUCCAGGUCAGUUGGCGCUCUCUUACUUGGAGCUGAACGAAUUAUAAAUGCCUCCAAAACCCUUGCUCUUAUCAGGAAGUGACUGUGCACGGGCAGUUAAACUGACCUUCCUCAUAGAUAGGAAAUGCAGCGUUUCCAAAGCCAGGCCACGCUUACCAAGCACUAUACCUUUACCAAGGGCAGGGGUCUGACCCGAAAGGGCAGAGUAAAUAAUGACAACCCUGGGGGAGAAAAGUUAUCAAGAUUUUUUUCAGUAUAAAAAUGUGAUUUUCCUCCCAUCCCCACUGAAUAUUAACAUUGGCUAUUU
Molecule: messenger RNA, 1968 nt
Organism: Mauremys mutica (yellowpond turtle)
Lineage: Eukaryota; Metazoa; Chordata; Testudines; Geoemydidae
Gene: LHX4
Product: LIM homeobox 4
Exons: 7
Coding region: 296-1285 (329 amino acids)
Biological process (GO): regulation of transcription by RNA polymerase II; neuron differentiation
Cellular component (GO): nucleus
Molecular function (GO): RNA polymerase II transcription regulatory region sequence-specific DNA binding; DNA-binding transcription factor activity, RNA polymerase II-specific
Source: RefSeq, a predicted model, not a curated record